CAUGUGAAACAUUUAUAAAAUGUGUAAAACUCUUAUUGGAGCAAUACAAGCAGGAAAAGUGUGGCUCAACACUGGUUGUAAAAUACUCAUCAUGUGCUGCACUUACACAGAAUUUCCCCCCAGACAUCAAGAAAACACUGGAUGAAUGUAUGAUUGCUGCGUUUUGCUCUGCAGCUGUUUGACUUCGACGUGGAGGUGCAGCCCGUCCUGGAGGUCUUGGUGGGGAAGGUCAUGGAGCAGUCUCUGCUGGAGGUGAUGGAGGAGGAGGAGCUGGCCAGUCUGAAGGCCCAGCAGAGGACCUUCGAAGAGCUGCGAAACAGCCGACUGGCGGAGGUGCAGCGGCUGCAGGAGCAGGAGAGACGCCACAGCCAGGAGAGAGAACGUAGGAUAGCCCAGCAGAAAGAAGUGCUGAGGAAAGAAAAGGAGACGGCGGAGAAGAUCGCUGCUCGGGCGAUCACCCAGCAGUACCUGGCCGGCCUGCAGCCCGCGGUCUUCAGCUCCCUCAGAGGUCACGGCUUCUUCUACGACCCCGUGGAGAGAGAUGUUGAGACUAAUUUCUUGCCGUGGCUCAUGGCUGAGGUGAACGACACUCUGAGGAAGAGAUCUACAGCGAGGCAGACGCUGGACAAUCUCAUACAAGACGUCUGCAGGAAAAGAGUGGAGGCCUUCAUGGAGCUGGAGGCACAGCAACACACAGACGACACAUAAACACUCCAAAAUGAUGACAACUUUAGCUUCAGUGUGUAUUGUAUGGGAACGCAUCAGUGUGUGGACGUGAGGCAUGAAGCUGGUUUUGUUUUUUUAAACGGACCA
This is a messenger RNA of Salarias fasciatus (jewelled blenny), 813 nucleotides long. RefSeq names its product radial spoke head protein 3 homolog B-like. The record is from RefSeq and is a predicted model, not a curated record. The transcript has 4 exons. Lineage: Eukaryota; Metazoa; Chordata; Actinopteri; Blenniiformes; Blenniidae. The coding region runs from base 232 to 708 and encodes 158 amino acids. Gene Ontology annotation, cellular component: cilium.